UUAAUGAGAGAAUGAUAAUUUUCAGCUGAACUAACCCUUUAAUGACACGAACUCCAUUAUGUUUUGUUAUCAUGACACAAUAACUGGUGUCGUUCAGACGCAGGAGUGGAUCAGGAGGUUCGGUCACUGCUGUUUCAGUGUCUCAUCUCUCCUCUGGCUUUCACUGCAGUUUUUCCCCCACAAGAAAUGUGAUGCUGUUUUCAUGUUCGUACAGUCAUUGGUUGUGAAUCAGGUUUCACUCCACUUCUGUUCACGUUUAAUCAUUGUUAGUCUUGUCUCACUCUUCUCUCUGUUGCCUGCAGCCUCACUGAGGAGGUCGUUUGGAGGGAGAGGUAGAUGUGGGUUAUGUGAUCUAAUUAGCUGUAGUGAGUGAGUGUCUCUAGAACCCUGUGUGCUCGUUCUCUCGCCCGCCGCGAGCGUGUAGACGGACUCCGCCCGUACCGAACCUCCGCAGUGCGUCUGAGAGCGUGAGAACCGAGAGACGGCGCGCCGUUGCCGUGGAGGAGCACAGGAAUCCCAGAGCGCCUCAGUUUCCAGCGUUAGUCUCCUGCUGAGAGACAAUAUUGAGACAUUUUUUCUUCUAGACAGCAGCAACUAAAUAAACAGCAGUGAGCUUGAAUCAGGCAGUUGUUAAAUAACGUCUCGUCACGUGAUAAACGAGUGAACCCGCUCUACCCUUCUGUGUCAAACGCUUCUCUCCCGACUAACCGAUUAACACUCCGUCACCCGCCGUCAUCACUGACAGGCUGAUGUGUGGUUUUGUAGGGGCUGUUUCUGGUCUGAGCGUUUAUUUUUUUUCCCCCCCUCUGCACUGAGUCUCAUUGCGGCAGCAUCAGGUCCCAGCAUGCCGUGCUGCAGCCUCCCCUCCCCGAGCGGCGCAGCACACUCACGGCCUAAGGUCCAUAUCUUCUCCCGGAUGGAGGCGUUCCUCUGUCACUCCCCGCGUCACCACCUUCCCGUGUCCGGGGUGUCAGCAUGACAUUGAUCUUGGGGAGCGAGGGAUCAGCAUGCUCUUCAGGAACUUCACGCUGGAGAGCAUCGUGGAGCGAUACCGUCAGGCGGCCCGCGCGGCCGUCGCCAUCAUGUGCAACGUGUGCAAACCGCCCGCUCAGGAGGCCACCAAGAGCUGCAUGGACUGCAAGGCCAGCUACUGCAACGAGUGCUUCAAGAUGAACCACCCGUGGGGAACGCCGAAAGCCCAGCACGAGUACGUGGGACCCACCACCAACUUCAGACCGAAGGUGUUGAUGUGUCCCGAACACGAGAUGGAGAAGGUCAACAUGUACUGCGAGGUGUGUCGGCGUCCCGUGUGUCAUCUUUGCAAGCUUGGCGGAUCUCACGCUAAUCACAAAGUCACUUCCAUGAGCAGCGCCUACAAGAUCCUCAAGGAGAAGCUAUCGAAGAGUAUCCAUUACUUAAUUAGCAAAGAAGACCAAGUGAGGACUCAGAUUUCUGAACUGGAGGUGUUGAUCAAUCACACAGAGGAAAACGGGCAGCUCGCAGAGAGACGAGCCAACGAACACUUUGAGCGUCUCUUCGAGACCCUUCAAGAGAGAAAGACCGAGAUGUUGAGGUCCAUCGAGCAGUCCAGGAACCUGCGUGUGGACCGGCUCCGGGGUCAGGUGGAGGAGUAUCAGGGCAUGCUGGAGAACAGCGGCCUCGUGGGAUACGCACAGGAAGUGCUGAAGGAGACCGACCAGUCCUGCUUCGUUCAGACAGCCAAACUGCUGCACGUCAGGAUUCAGAAAGCCACAGAGUCCCUGAAGACCUUCCAGCCCUCGGCGACCCCGUCGUUUGAUGAGUUCGUGUUGGACACGUCGAAGGAGGAGAUCUUGCUGAAGGAGCUCAGCUUCGGUGGCGCCCCUGAACCUCCUGUGAUUGACCUUUCUCGCUGCCGCGUUUACAACGAGGGCCUGAUCCACUGGCGUCUGUCUGAAGACUCGCUGCCCACAGAUCAUCAUAUUGUGGAGUUCAGGAAGCUGGGCGGAGAGGAUGAGGAGGAGGAAUCGCGCUGGAUGGUGACCGAACGCGUGUACGGCUCCAGCACGGUGGUGUCGGAUCUGGCCGGCGACUGUCGUUACGCCUUCAGAGUGAAGAGCUGCCGUAACGGCCUGUUCAGCCCCUGCAGUCCUGAGGUGACCUUCCACACGCCUCCGGCUCCAGUGUUUGGCUUCCUGUUUAAUGAGAAGUGUGGAUUCAGCGCGGAGCGGCUGCAGCUGAGCAAACGCCGGGACUCUGUGGAGAGCAUGGCGGGGAUGAGUUUCCUCUUGGCCGCAGAGCGCGUUCAGACGGGAAGUUACAUAUGUCUCGACUACAUCAUCGGUGAUACGGGCAUCUCUCACGGCCGCCAUUACUGGGCUUUCCGUGUGGAGCCCGAUUCCUAUAUGGUGAAGGUCGGAGUGGCCUCUGACUGCAAACUAACAGAGUGGUUCCACAACCCUCGUGACACCAGCAGCCCCCGGUACGACCAUGACAGCGGGCACGACAGCGGCAGCGAGGACGCCUGUUUCGAGGUAUCGCAGCCCUUCACGCUGGUCACCAUCGGCAUGGGCCGUCUCUUCAUCCCCAAAGCCUCCGCCAGCGCCGCCUCGGGGGAGCACGGCAGCCGCGUCCUGCCCGCGCCGCAGAGGAUCGGAGUCUGCCUGGACUACGACGCCGGACGGGUGUUUUUCUACGAUGCCGACAGCAUGCGCUGCCUGUACGAAAGACAGGUGGACUGUUCUGGCACCAUGUACCCUGCAUUCGGACUCUUGGGUGGGGGGGCGGUCCAUCUGGAAGAGUUCAUCACAGCCAAGCGGCUGUCCUACAUGUGAGGGAUCCCGUUUUGGGGCGUCCCGGAAUAUUGGUGUCUGUUAGUAUUCUGUGUAGUUCUCUCGAGUUCCUCAGUAGAUCGUCGUGUGGGUCGGCCGGGGGCGUGUCGCUGUCCAGUUAUACAAGUGAAUCUGGUUCAAGAGCCAAAUCCGAUCUCGAGUGCCUACGUGCCUUCAAUGACAUCAGCCGAGCGGAAGUUUCACACAGACCAUCAGGUUUCACGCAGGGCACCUUAAUACACCGAAAUAUAAUGCAAAGCCUCACAAUGUCACUUUCUGAACAAUGUGCACUGAUACUGUUGAUUACUUACCACCGUUUACACGCAGUUAAUGAGCUUAAGGAUGAUUUGAACACAAGAAUUCACUACUGAUUGUGCACGGUUUUCUUUUAUUGUAGCAGCACCUGCAAAACUUAGAAAUGUUUGAGAGUAAAUAAAAACAAAUAAGUCUGUCCUAGAACAUCAUGUAGAUAUGAUUGUGAGUUUUCUGAAACGCAUGAAACACCUUUAAACGAAAUGUAGCCUCUGAAUCAAACCGGUGCUGAUCAAACAGAACCUAAAUAUGAUUCUAUGAGACAGACCUGAACACCUUAAAUGUACUUACUGUAUGCACUAUAAUUGCCAAGGCAAAUGUCUUGACUGGACUAACAUGGCCUUAUUGAAUAACCGCAGGCUCGUCGCUUCAUUGGGCAGAUUACAGGCUAGAAAGGGAUUGGACUGACUCCUGCUGGGAUAUUGGAGUGAUUCUGCAGGCACUACCUACCUCUGAGUGAAGCUGGUUCUUGUAGUUUAUGAUGUAGUUGUGCUGCACAAGUCUUGUGAUUUGAUUCGUAUUCUUCUGAGGAGGAUAUAAACAUGUUGGAGCAUUUUAGGGACGCGUCCUACUACUUGAUUAGUGUGUUAUUCUGUGAGUUAUUUCCCUCUUUAUCUUGUCAGUAAAUCUCAUGCUAAUCAUUUUGGUACAUUGUGAGCGCAUAAAAGGAAACUUGUCUUCUGAACACUUUAGACGAUUAGAUUGAGCUUUUACCUGUUUGUGAUCAUUUAAAAAAGUGUGUUAAUGUAUGAAAUCAGUGGUUUUUCCAGAAGGACUAGUGUGCCGUGUGUGCAAUUCCACAGUUUUCUUUCAGGGUUGUUUAGUUGCUGUAUGAUUUAAUUUUCACUUUUUCACAUACUCACUAUCAGAACGGUUUAUUUUCUUGGGUUCGAUGAGGAGUUAAUGUCACAGGUGUGUCAUGUCACAGAACGUGUGUGUUUUGGAAGCCUGUAACCAAAUGUUUUGCCAGUUUCUUGUACAUGUUAAACUGGGUCUGUAAUCGUUGCGGUGUGUCGUGUGCGGUACUGAGGCACUUUAAAGCAUGUCAGCCACUGAGCUUGGUGCAGGUGCAAUAUCAUGUAGAAGACAGGUGGCGCUGUACGAUGCUUUAAUGGACACAAGGAUCUGUCUCUGUCACCUGCUGUUAUUUUUAAUGUACUGUGGGCUUUUGUAUUAAAUAAAUGAAUGUCCUUUUAGGAUCUGUAUCA
Molecule: messenger RNA, 4330 nt
Organism: Megalobrama amblycephala (Wuchang bream)
Lineage: Eukaryota; Metazoa; Chordata; Actinopteri; Cypriniformes; Xenocyprididae
Gene: trim36
Product: tripartite motif containing 36
Exons: 9
Coding region: 1008-2813 (601 amino acids)
Molecular function (GO): zinc ion binding; protein binding
Source: RefSeq, a predicted model, not a curated record